This is a messenger RNA of Ceraceosorus bombacis, 727 nucleotides long. Lineage: Eukaryota; Fungi; Basidiomycota; Exobasidiomycetes; Ceraceosorales; Ceraceosoraceae. The record is from the annotation of a GenBank genome assembly.
AUGUACAACAUUGGGAACAGCGUGGAAUGGAUGCACCACGGCAUUGACUGGAGAGGCGGCGGCAAUCUUGCAGCCAAGGUGGGCGAAUGCUGGCUCUGACAAAAAGGUGCAACCAGCUGCAACACACUUGCAGUAAAAUGUGUCGUAAUCUUCUCCACCAGGGAUAAAGAUUGCAGUCCAGUGGUAGGGAGGAGGCCUGCUGGAUUGUCGUGCUGAUCCUUGGCUGUCUGCCUCCUCUGCAGCCUCAUUGUCCUAACCCACAGAGAGCUGCUGGUGCAGCCAUCUCUGGAGCAGACCCAAAAGAUCAAGAAAUUCACUUGAAUGGUGCAAUGGACAUGCUCACUGCUGCAAUCUACCUGGCACAUGGCAAAGAUCAGUCCACCAUGACAGACAAGGAGCGGCUCAUCAUCAUCAACGGCUUCCUGCCACCAGUGUCCCCCAAAGACCAAGCCCACUACUUUGAUGUCAACAACAGCACCUUGCCACCACAUAUCAAACUCAAUGGUUGGGGCAGUAGAGAGUAUCACAUGCUGCUGAGCAACAACAUUGUCAGUUGCAAUCAAAAAUAUGCACAUUUUGUAGGCCAAUACAAGGUGCCUGGGACCGGCAAGCUUGUACCAGGGAGCCAGUGCAGAGCCAACAACACUGAACAUUGCAGCCUUCUCUGCGCCACUUGUAGAUCCCUCUAACAGUAUGCAUGGCAGCAUCUUGCUUUGUGCAACAGUAG